UAAUUAUUCCACAGGUUGGAAGUUUUGGCACACCAAAUCUUAUUCCAGCUGGUAGUCAGAUGACUACAGGGGCAAAGGCUUGUGUUCAGGGGCAGAUGUUGGCUGCAUCAUCAAAAUCAACUGUAAUUCAGGGGCAGUCCAGUUUUAUACCGGCUACAUCAGCCAACCAAACAGUUGUGAUUGGUCAGCUUCUUUCUAAUCCAUCAUCAGUAUUAUCCCAUCAGGCGAAGGCAUUAGAAGGGCAAAAAGGAAAAUCUUAUUUGAUUUCCCAACCUGCCACUCUUCACCCAAAGUCUCCAAUUUUACCUUCUCCAAGUGCUUCAUGUCCUGGCCAGAUGAUAGCAACAAGUCAGUUAAAGCAGCUUCCUUCAGCUCCACACAUAAUAACAACACAAGCCCCUACAAUGAUAGCUAGUCAAGCACAGAUUCUUGGGUCCCUUCAGGCUUUAGGUGCAUCACUUCCACAAGGCAUUACUUGGGCGACCCCUGGUUCCUUACAUUCACCUGCGCUCUUUGGACAGAAUCCAAUUUUUAUUCGCAGUCAGCAGUCAGAUAUGUUUAUUCAGUCUCCUCCACCCCAAGCAACUCUUCAUGCUGUUCCUGUAGCACCUGCACCUUUGCAACCACAGCAGUCACAGCAACAGCAGGCACAGCAGCAGCAGCAGCAACAACAACAACAGCAGCAGCAGGCACAGCAGCAGCAGCAAACUCAGCAACAGCAGCAGCAACAACAACAACAAGUGCAACAACAGCAGCAACAAGUGCAGCAACAGCAACAAAUCCAACAACAGCCUCCGCCUCCUCCGAGUACUCCUGCUCCCCAGAUAUUUAAACCUAAACCACCUCUGCGUCCGGGUAGUUCAGUUGCCACACAGACAGUUGUUUCCACAUCCACUGCCACCAGCACCAAUGGAACUAUUUCAAAAACACAAGGGAAACAGAGGUCUCGUGUACUUCAUUAUCGCUCGGUUCAAGCACCAUCUGGAGGAAGUUCUGUCCAUUUUCAGACAGCAACAACACAAACUCAAACACAGCCUCCCCCAAGUCAAAAAGCUGAUGCAGCGAACCAGACGAAACCUACCUCGGAAUCUAAGCUAGCUUCUUCAUAUAAUAAGAUACUAGAACCAUUCACAAAGUCAGCCGUAACGGAAACUGCCUUCUCUCCAUCUGUGCCGGAAUCCAUGGAAAUAGAGGUCGUCCAAGCUACAGAACCUAUGGAAUCACUUUCAGCACCAGACGUAGCCAUCGUGGCACCAUCUCCUGCUGUCCCAUUAAUAACUGAAGGUAUACAAAUGGAAGUGGUGGAAGAAUCAGUGUCAUCCUCAUCACCUGCCCUUCCUAUUACAGUUCCUGUGGAGAAGAUCAUUCCCAGUCGAAAAGAAAUCGAAGCAGAAAACAUUGGAAUAGUAAUGCCCAUGCCAGAACCUGCAGUUAAAGAAAAGCAGCUGCAGAAAGCUAUUGUCAAGCCGCAUGUUCUAACACAUGUUAUUGAAGGAUUUGUCAUUCAAGAAGGAUCAGAGCCAUUUCCAGUCAGUUUACCCUCUUACAGUAUUAUUCCAAAAGAUGAUUUGGUUAAAAAGCCUGUGGAGUCAUAUGAUAAUACAAAUAACACAGAUGUUGCUGUAAUUCCAAAGAAAAAGGAGAAGAUACCAAAAAUUCGAGGAGGCCCGGUAGAAUUGGCAAAAUGUGAAUUCUGUGGCAAACUUGGACCAAAAUCCAAGUUUAAACGUUCAAAGCGAUUUUGCUCUACAUCUUGUGCCAAGCGUUUUAAUGUUCAUUGUUCAAAAAGAUUUGCAAUUAUUUUGCACAGUCGGGGCCAAAAAUCUGAAGAAGAGGCGAAAAGGCACAAGAGAAGAGGAAGCAGUAAAAAAGGAGGAAAAUCUAAGAAAAAGAAACUUGGUUUGAAAUCCAAAAGAAGUUGGAAGAAAUCUGAAACUAAAUUAUAUGAAGAUAAGGAAUGGGUUCCAGAAAGGCGUGAUGUUCAGACUGAAGUUGUCAUUGAAACUGACUUACCCACGGAGCAAAGUAUGGAAAUUCCCGAGGUAGAAGAAGAUAUACAAGAAGUGCCAUGUGUCAGUGAAAUUCCUUGCCCUGCACCUCUUGCUCCUGCUCCACCUCUUCCUCCUCCUUCUCCUCCUCCUCCACCAGCUGUAGCCACUCCAAUAGAGCCAAUUACCAAGCCAGUAACAGAAUUUGCUACUAAGUCUCCUCUCAAAUGGACGGUAUGAAUGUUAAU
This is a messenger RNA of Stegodyphus dumicola, 2236 nucleotides long. RefSeq lists its product as uncharacterized. Gene Ontology annotation, molecular function: histone binding; chromatin binding; zinc ion binding. Lineage: Eukaryota; Metazoa; Arthropoda; Arachnida; Araneae; Eresidae. The record is from RefSeq and is a predicted model, not a curated record. Gene Ontology annotation, biological process: negative regulation of DNA-templated transcription. Gene Ontology annotation, cellular component: PRC1 complex; nucleus.